AUGGCUCCGAGUGCUACCGUUGGGAACGCCCUGGAAGUGGAUGUAAGCAUUGACACGCCUGUGCAAGCCUGCAAGGUGUAUCCUGCUAAACGGAUUAGUCAGGAGGUUGAAUUUACUGAUACAGACUCUGUUUACGAUGAAUCAUACGAGAAUGGCCGUCGGUACCAUGCAUAUCACGAGGGGGCUUAUAUUCUGCCAAACGACAAAGAGGAACAGGACCGAAUGGAUAUAUGGCAUCACAUAUACCUGCUCCUUCUAAGAGGAGAGCUUUGCCUUGCGCCGGUCAGGAAUCCUCGGCGUGUACUAGACCUCGGUACUGGAACGGGAAUCUGGGCCAUCCAGUUUGCUAAGGUCCCUCCGAACUGCACAUUUGAGAUUGACGACUUUGAGACGGAAUGGCUAUACAAGACCAAGUUCGACUACAUCCACGGCCGUGAGCUGGAGGGGUGUGUCGCUGACGUAGAGCGGCUUUUCCAGCAAGCCUUUGAGCAUCUGAAUUCUGGGGGAUACUUUGAAUUUGACGGUGCCUAUGCUCGCUACUGCUCUGAUGAUGGUACUGAUAAAAAGGCCAAGCAUCUCCACUUACUGACAAAGUACCUCUCUUUGGCUGGGGUGAAAUUCGGCAAAAGCGUCGAGAAAACACUCUCGUGGAAGGACGCGAUGAAAAAGGCGGGCUUCGUUGAUGUGAAGGAGUCUGUCGUUAAGGUUGUCCUUCCCACUUCUUCUGCCCUGUAG
Molecule: messenger RNA, 735 nt
Organism: Rasamsonia emersonii CBS 393.64
Lineage: Eukaryota; Fungi; Ascomycota; Eurotiomycetes; Eurotiales; Trichocomaceae
Product: Methyltransferase type 12
Exons: 5
Coding region: 1-735 (244 amino acids)
Molecular function (GO): methyltransferase activity
Source: RefSeq, a predicted model, not a curated record